AUGGUUGCUGACAUGAGGAGCAGAAUGAGUUUAUUUAUUGAUGGGUUGUCUGAAGGUAAGGCUGCAAUGUUAAUAUGUGACAUGGAUAUAGCAAGAUCUGGAAUAAUAUCUGUUGCGUUUGAUGGAGUUGGUUAUAGGUUAUGGAGACGAGGAAUGUUGCGUGCUUUGUCCGUUAAGAAUAAAAUGGGUUUCGUCAAUGGCAAGUGUAAAAAGCCAGCUCAAGAUGACCCUCGAGUCAACCAAUGGGAGAGAUGUGAUGACAUGGUCACCUCAUGGAUUUUGCAUUCACUUUCGAAAGACAUUGCUGAUAGCUUACAGUACGUAAACAAUGCUGCUGAACUUUGGCAGGAGCUGGAGGAUAGAUAUGAUCAAACUAAUGGUGCGAAGCUUUAUCAACUCCAAAAGGAAAUCAAUGAUUUGGUUCAGGGAUCCAUGGAUGUUACUACCUACUACACUAAGAUGAAAAGGCUAUGGGAGGAACUUGGAACUUUAGACAUUAGCAAUCAAUGCAAUUGUGUGUGUGUUUGUGGUGCCAAAACAACGAUACACAAGGCUGAAAAGGAUAGGAGAUUGAUACAAUUUCUAAUGGGGCUAAACGAGGUGUACACUGUUGUGAGGGGCAACAUCCUAAUGAUGAACCUUCUUCCAACUAUUGCUCAAGGAUUUUCGAUCCUAAUUCAAGAGGAAAAACAACGAGAGGUAAAGCGACGUUCUCAUUUGACUAUGGAGGGCACAUCACUGAAUGCUCAUGGAGAAAGUCAGUUCAGAACAAACUACAACACUCAAUACAACAACACAUGGAAUAGGUAUAGUCAACAAUCUGGCAACUUCCAACAGAAAGGUAGUUCUUCAGGCCUUCGAUUGUUUUGUGACUAUUGCAAAAGGCCAGGACACAUAAAGGAUAAGUGUUAUAGGUGA
Messenger RNA from Solanum stenotomum, 918 nucleotides. RefSeq lists its product as uncharacterized. The record is from RefSeq and is a predicted model, not a curated record. The transcript has 2 exons. Bases 1 to 918 code for a protein of 305 amino acids. NCBI's taxonomy places the organism in Eukaryota, Viridiplantae, Streptophyta, Magnoliopsida, Solanales, Solanaceae.